AUGACUUUUGAAGCAAUCCCUACCACAACCAGCAAAAUGCAACUCCCACAAUACAUUCUCGUAACACUUGCUCUUGCUCUCCCUUUAGCAUCUGCCUUUGGCGGAAAAGCCACAUUUUACGAACCCAAUAGCCUCGGUUCUUGUGGUCAACAACUCACAGUAAGCUCUGCUUCCCUCUCCCAGAUUUCCAUGAAUUAAAAGAUCCAGGCCGAUUCUGGAACCGUCGCUCUAUCACGAAGCCACGAUGGGAACUGCGGCCGCACUGUUCCUGUUACCUCCAAUGGCCGUAGUGUGACUGCAAAGGUCGCAGAUGCAUGCUCAGGCUGCGGAACUGAUGGUAUUGACUUGACGAAAUCAAAAUUCUUGGAAUUGGGAGGGAAUGUGGGGACUGCAAGUCUUAGUGUUUCUUGGUAAGUUACAAUACGUCAAGGUUCGUAAGUGGUUCUCCUCUGAUAUAAAUUUAGGGACUUCGUUUAG
Messenger RNA from Hymenoscyphus albidus, 477 nucleotides. Lineage: Eukaryota; Fungi; Ascomycota; Leotiomycetes; Helotiales; Helotiaceae. The record is from the annotation of a GenBank genome assembly.